Pezoporus occidentalis (night parrot) is the source of this 4225-nucleotide messenger RNA. It is a transcript of the gene DNA2, whose product is annotated as DNA replication helicase/nuclease 2. The record is from RefSeq and is a predicted model, not a curated record. NCBI's taxonomy places the organism in Eukaryota, Metazoa, Chordata, Aves, Psittaciformes, Psittacidae. The transcript has 20 exons. Gene Ontology annotation, biological process: replication fork reversal. Gene Ontology annotation, cellular component: cytoplasm. The coding region runs from base 51 to 3125 and encodes 1024 amino acids. Gene Ontology annotation, molecular function: single-stranded DNA helicase activity; 5'-flap endonuclease activity.
GGGCUGCGGAGCUGAGGCGGGAAGAGCCGUGCGUGGCUGAGGACCCGCUCAUGGCAGAGAGUUUUCAGAGGAAAGCAACCAACCUCCCUGACACAAUACUGAAGUAUGGGUUGAACAACAGAUACUGUGUGUUGGAAGUCAGCAUACUACAGAGAAAUGGAAGUGAUGCUGAGAAGCACUUGACAAUUACGGCAUCUCAGUCGCUGCAAGAUACAGAACUGUGCAUUCUUAGGAACGGCUGGGAGUCUGUUCCAGUUGUUCCAGGAGACAUAAUUCAUUUAGAAGGCAAGUGUAGCUCUGGUACCUGGGUCAUCGAUGAACAGUCUGGAUACCUGGUUCUUUACCCAGAUUUGCUGCUUUCUGGUACUACAAUAUCAAAUAGUAUUCGAUGUAUGAGAAGAGCAGUGCUGAGUGAAAGGUUUAGGGGCUCAGAGUCUGGUUCGCGCCAAACACUCGUUGGUACAAUUCUUCAUGAAAUUUUCCAGCAAUCAGUAACAAAUAACUUGGCACAAGAAAAAGUAGAAGAACUUGCAAAUAAAAUUGUGUAUGGCCAGAAGUAUCUCAAAGAAAUGUAUCAUUUAAAUCUGAGACAAACGGAAAUAAUGAGGGAAGUGGAAGAGUAUUUGCCAUCAUUUUUUAAAUGGGCAGAAGACUUUAUGCACAAUCCAGCUAACCAAAAUAAAAUGCAACUAAAACUGUCCAAUGGUGAAAAAAUAGAAGAUUUCUCUUGUAAGAUAGAGAUUGUAGAUAUCUUGGAUAUUGAAGAGAAUAUAUGGUCUCCCAGGUUUGGAUUGAAGGGAAAGAUUGAUGUUACAGCCAGAGUGAAAAUCCAUCGCCAGCCUGGAGUACAGUCUAGGGUAAUGCCAUUAGAGCUCAAGUCUGGCAAGGAAUCUAAUUCCAUAGAGCACAGAAGUCAGGUUAUUCUGUAUACUUUGUUGAAUUCAGAACGGAGAGUAGAUCCCGAAGCUGGAUUUCUUCUUUAUCUUAAAACUGGUACUAUGUACCCUGUUUCUGGAGCUCGCAUGGACCGAAGAGAAUUAAUGAAGUUAAGAAACCAUGUGGCCUUCUACUUAAUGCACAGUACACAUGAAUCUGCCAUGGGAAGACAAAAUUCACAGCUUGCUGCUUUGCCUCCUGUAGUAGAUGACAGUCAAGCCUGUAAAUAUUGCUCCCAAGUGCACAAUUGCGUUCUAUAUGGCAGAGCUGUAGAACAGAAGAUGGCCAGUGUGUCUUUUCCUUCUGCUAUGGUACCCAUUAUUGAAAGAGAGACCCAGCACCUGAAACCCUCCCACUUAGAGUAUUUCAGCCUGUGGUACCUAAUGUUAACCUUGGAACUACAAAGUGGAGAGGGUAAAAAGGGAUAUAAAAAUAUAUGGAUGAUGCCGUCUUUGGAAAGAGAGAAGACUGGAGAUUGUGUUGGGAACAUGAUCAGAGUUGAAGAAGUACAGGAAAUUUCUGAGGGAAAGUACCUGCAUAUCUUCCAACGUGGAAAUGGUGCCAUCCCUGGAACAAACCUAUUGGUUGGUGAUCGAGUGGUUGUGAGUGGAGAGGAAAAUGGUUUACUUGGUUUGGCUACUGGCUAUGUUAACGAAGUCAGUGUGACAAAGGUCUCCUGUUUAUUGGACAGGAAUUUGUCAAAGCUCCCCAAGAACAUCAUAUUUAGGUUGGAUCAUGAAGAAGGCAAUUUUGGCAUAGGAGUCACUUUUGAAAACCUUUCUAAAUUGAUGAAUGAUUCCCCAGUCAGUGAAAGGCUCCGCAACUUGAUAAUUGACUUCCACAAACCACGUUUUAUUCAGCGUUUGAGCUCUGUCCUUCCUCCAGAAGCAAAGGAAACUGUUGCAAAUAUUUUAAAAGGUCUAAAUAAGCCUCAGAAACAGGCAAUGAAAAAAGUGCUCCUUUCAAAAGACUACACACUUAUUGUGGGUAUGCCUGGAACAGGAAAAACUACUACAAUAUGCGCUCUAGUGAGAAUUCUUUCUGCUUGUGGCUUCAGUGUUCUUCUGACUAGUUUUACACACACGGCUGUGGACAAUAUCCUGCUAAAGCUAGCCAAAUUCAAAGUGGGUUUCCUGCGCUUGGGACGAGCUCAGAAGGUUCAUCCAGAUAUACGGAAAUUUACGGAAGAAGAAAUUUUCAGGUCCAAAUCAAUUAGAUCUGUAGCAGAUCUGGAAAAGGUCUACAACAGUCAGGCAGUGGUAGCAACAUCUUGCAUGGGAGUAAAUCACCCUAUCUUUGUUCAGAGGCAGUUUGAUUUCUGUAUUGUUGAUGAAGCUUCCCAGAUAAGCCAGCUCAUCUGUCUGGGCCCACUGUUCUGCUCCAAGAGGUUUGUGCUGGUAGGGGAUCAUCAGCAGCUGCCUCCACUUGUACUGAAUGCAGAAGCAAAAGAUCUUGGCAUGAGUGAAAGCUUAUUUAAAAGGCUGGAACAAAACCAAAAUGCUGUUGUCCAAUUGACUGUGCAGUACAGAAUGAAUAGCAAAAUUAUGUCACUGAGUAACAUGUUAGUGUAUGAAGGCAGACUGGAAUGUGGCUCAGAGAAGGUGUCAAAUGCCACUGUUAACUUGCCCAACCUAAUAAAAUUGAAACUGGACCUUGCAGAUGCCUCAAAAACAUGGUUGAAAAAUGUGCUUGAUCCAGGCACACCUGUGUGUUUUCUGAACACAGAGAAGGUUCCAGCACCAGAACAUGCAGAAAAAGGUGGUGUAAGUAACAUGACAGAAGCUAAACUAGUACUCUUCCUCACAUCCUUAUUUAUUAAGGCUGGCUGCAACCCUUCAGACAUUGGCAUUAUAUCACCAUACAGACAUCAAUUAAAAACAAUCACUGAUUUGAUGGCAAAACUGAAGGAGAAUAGAGUGGAAGUCAAUACAGUAGACAAAUAUCAAGGAAGAGACAAAAGUAUAAUAAUUGUAUCUUUUGUUAGAAACAGCAAUGAAGAAAAUCUUGGCACCCUCCUGAAGGACUGGCGACGUCUUAAUGUUGCUAUCACAAGAGCCAAGCACAAGCUAAUCAUGGUGGGCUGUGUUCCAUCCUUGUCCUACUAUCCGCCUUUAGAGAAGCUACUCUGCCAUUUGCAGUCUGAGGCAAUGAUAUCCUUUUUCUCUGUGCUGUUUUGUGAAAGGGGAUAGGUAAGAUUGGCUUAUCGAGAUAAGGAUGGGAAGGUCUUUGAUUAGUUAGGUUAUACUUUUAACACUUAUUGGCAACACAGUCCAAAAUGUGAUAAUUAAAUAUGCCAAAAAUAUACUUGAGAUCAAGCUAAUGAAUGGAUUUAGAACCUUCACUGUCUUCAAAAGCAGAAGCAGUUCAUGCUGAUUUGCAAGUCAAAUUGAUAUUUUCUAGUUUUAAGGCCUGAAUUUUUACUGUUUAAUGCUUUUGUGGGUGUUUUUGGUGAUCUAGGCAUCUAAUGUCAGUGUGAUUUGUUUUCUGCCUAAGUACCAUGCAUUUAAACACAUCUGGUGAGAAAACUGUUCACGAGUAAUGCUGCUAGAAUGGAAAACGGUUUAACUUUCAGGUGACUUGCUUAAUUCUUUCUUUCUCUGGCAUUGUACUGAAUUUGCUCUACGUACAGCUGUUUCCAUGGCCUGUUUAAACAGGAAAGACCUUGUUAGCUGCUUUCUUUGCAAACACCAACACAUACUCAAACAGGUUUUGUGGGUUUUUUGUGAAAGUGACGAUAUCAACAUGAUUCCUUAACUUCCUACAUUUUCAAUCUUCCAGCAGGGGCUCAUGAAAGUCUCCACAUGUGUAAUAUUUUAUGAUUGUGAAGUUGAAGAGUUUUACAAGCAUUUGUAUAUUUCUUUCUGGUGCUGCUUAAUUUAAAUGAUUGCUUAGUGGAGUACAAGGGCUGAUGUGCAUUGUUUACUCUGAAUGAAGCAAAACCAGAAACAAGAUUCAGUUAUUUUAAAGGUUUCUUUUUGGAAAAAGAACAACACACGUUUCUAUGUUUAAGAUGGUCGGUUUGGUACCGGUGUACUUCAGACAAAUCAGAAAUAUGAAGUACUCUUCCUUCAGAUACUGGAUAGCUACUUUUAUUUUCACUUUUAUCUUGAUAAACAGAUGCGUAAGGGAAUGAAGAAAUUCUUGAGGAAGAGGGGGAACCAGGGCUGCAUUGUGUCAUAGUUUUCUGGGCUGAGUUUGGUUUUAAAGACUUUAAAAUGUAGUCUACAUACAGUAAUUCCAUUUCUUAGAAUUCCUAAAUAAGAUACUGUGUUGUUCUGCUAUUGGGGGG